AUGGCCGCCGGCGGGGCGGUCGAGCAAAGCUACCUGGUGAGGCGGGCCGACCCUGAUGAUGUGGACACCAUCGAUGCGCUGUACGACCGGCUCUAUGGCGAUGGCAACUUCUCAGAGGCCCUCGCCAUCUUCCACGCAGUGGACAAAGGCUUCCUGACCAACCAAGACCUCCGGGUGAAGUUCCUGCUGUCCCUGGUAGAGACUUCUUUCAUGUCCGUCACCGUGGAGGACGAGGAGGGCCACGUCGUUGGCUUCGCGGUCUUGGACGACACGCCACUCCACCUCUCCGCCUCAGAGGCACGUGCUCCAUGGCUGGAUGCCAACUGGCCCUACAUCAGCACGUUUCUGUGUCCCAUAUUCUUCCUGCUGCCUUUGGCCUUGAGUAAGUCUCCCCGACAAGCUCUUCAGAACCCGUAUGUCCUGGGAUGGCUGCCGGUGGCAUUCUACUGCUGGCACCAGACGGAGGAGCAUGCCCACGACUUCCGCGGAUGGCGCUAUUCCUUCGUCCCAAACUUCAAUCACAGUGUCGGGGCCCUCCUCUUCCAGAGUUGCGAAACUAUCGGACACUUGAGCUGCCCACUGAAUACCCGCAUAACUCUUUACGUCAACGUCAUGGUGGUGUGGGUAGGGUUCGUUGGAACCAUGGUCUCUGCCCACUACUUGGGAGGAAUCGUCAACUGGGGCAUGAGCGUUGUGAAUGCUUUUGCGGGCCACCUGCUUCCUUUCCUUUUCAUGGGCUACAACCCUGGUGCUUUCCAGAGCAUUUUCAUGUUUCUCUUCGGCAUCUAUGCCAUCUCGCGUGGUGGAAGGCGUCUUGCAGCAGCCAGUAUCGUCAACGGUGUCCUCUUCCAUAUCAUCACAUUCGGUGUCGGCACGAAUCUGGUUCUCGUCGCCCACUGGCCACAAGAGCUGAUGGCUGUGCUGAGCGUCGUCGGCACUUGGCCCAUGCCUCUUCUGGUGGCGCGCUACUUGGCGCCAAAGCAGUACGACAAGCUGGAGGACCUGGACGACUCCGAAAACGAGGAGUCACCGUGA
This is a messenger RNA of Symbiodinium sp. CCMP2456, 1035 nucleotides long. The record is from the annotation of a GenBank genome assembly. NCBI's taxonomy places the organism in Eukaryota, Dinophyceae, Suessiales, Symbiodiniaceae.